Molecule: messenger RNA, 1462 nt
Organism: Pollicipes pollicipes
Lineage: Eukaryota; Metazoa; Arthropoda; Thecostraca; Pollicipedomorpha; Pollicipedidae
Product: cell adhesion molecule 2
Exons: 6
Coding region: 1-846 (281 amino acids)
Biological process (GO): synapse organization
Cellular component (GO): neuron projection membrane
Source: RefSeq, a predicted model, not a curated record
AUGCUCGGCGUGCUGACCCUAGCACUGCUGCUGACCCCGCCCUCUGCUGACGGUCUCAACUUCGAGCACGUGCUGCGUCCGCCGGCCAGCACGCCGGCGCCCGGUCCCUAUUACGACGAGUACUUCUCGGGCAACGUCACCGUCCUGCUGGGCAGCGCCGCCAGCCUCAACUGCCGGGUGAAGCAGGUCGCCAACGCCACGGUGUCAUGGAUGCGCGCGGCCGAUGUACCGACGCUGCUGUCGGUGGGGAGCUACACCUACACUAUGGACAAUCGGUUCCGGGUGGAGCACAACCGGCACACCUCGGACUGGACCCUGAAACUCGAGCGGACCACUCACAACGACUCGGGCGUGUACGACUGCCAGAUCGGCACGACGCCGCCGCUCACCAGGCACAUCUUUCUCACCGUGGUCGAGCCGGACACGGAGAUCCUGGGCGGUCCGGAGAUCUUCAUCGACCAGCAGAGCACCAUCAACCUGACUUGCGUGAUCGAGCACGCGCCCCAGCCGCCGGACUUCAUACUCUGGGAGCACGACAAAAAGACGAUCAACUACGACUCGGAGCGGGGUGGUGUUAGCGUGGUGACCACCAAGGGCCGCACGACGGUCUCGCAGCUGCUGAUUCGCGCCGCUCGGCCGCCCGACAGCGGGCGCUACACGUGCCGGCCGGCCAGCUCCAAGCCAGCCUCCGUGCGCGUGCACGUCCUCAAAGGCGGUCAGCGGCCCGAGGCGAUGCACACGGGCGGGUCAUGUGACGGCCGGCCCGGCCGGCCAGCCUGGCUCCUGUCUCCGCUGCUGCUGCUGCUGCUGCUGCUGGUGACCCGCCUGCUGGUCACGUGCCGGUAGUGCUGCCGCUGGAGUCGCAGCGCCGCGCCCCCGACAAACGCCGGCCUUUCGUCACAUCACAGUGACCUGGCGAUGACCCGGCGGGCACACUGGGACCACCUGGUGAUGAACCGGCGGACAUGCAGUGACCUGGCGAUGACGCUGCGGUGAGGCGGUGACUCGAUGAUGGCCCGGCGGUCAUGCAGUGCCCCUGUGAUGACUCGACGGUCGUUCCGUGGUUUGAUGAUGACCCGAGGAGCUCUGUACAGUGGCGAAGGCACGGUGAUCGAACACUACAAUCACUGUUCACACUACAAAGUGACGCUGCAGCACUCGGCUGUGACCUGGUGAUGCCCGCGCGCCCCGUGAGACGAAACUACCGCGGUCAACGCGAUGCAACGACCGCCAUGCUUUGACCGAGAGCGUCGCCGGUGGGCGCCGCGUGACCUCACAUUGACCUGGACACGGCCGGUGGGCGGCGGCGACUCUGGCACCCAAUCGUCGGGCCGCGCCCCAGUCACAGCCUUGACCCCAGGAUAGCCCCUCUGUCGAGAGGGCGGACACCGCAGACUGCAGUUACCUCCGGCCCCGCGCCCGGCUCCCAGACGCCGGGACAGGCGUGCCGUGCGGCCGGGCA